Molecule: messenger RNA, 1378 nt
Organism: Nematolebias whitei (Rio pearlfish)
Lineage: Eukaryota; Metazoa; Chordata; Actinopteri; Cyprinodontiformes; Rivulidae
Product: malate dehydrogenase, cytoplasmic
Exons: 9
Coding region: 83-1084 (333 amino acids)
Biological process (GO): oxaloacetate metabolic process; tricarboxylic acid cycle; malate metabolic process
Cellular component (GO): mitochondrion; cytosol
Molecular function (GO): L-malate dehydrogenase (NAD+) activity
Source: RefSeq, a predicted model, not a curated record
CUCAUAGAGGUGACCCUCCGUGUAGUUGGACUCCGAGCAGGGAGAAACAGCAGCCGCAGACACAGCUUCACUUUUAGCUAAAAUGGCUGAACCAAUCCGCGUUGUGGUGACCGGUGCUGCUGGCCAGAUUGCCUACUCGCUGCUGUACAGCAUCGCAAAGGGAGAUGUGUUCGGGCAGGACCAGCCCAUCGUCCUGAUCCUGCUGGACAUCCCUCCAAUGCUGCCGGUUCUGGACGGAGUCGUCAUGGAGCUGCAGGACUGCGCCCUCCCACUUCUGAGGGAGGUCAUCCCCACUGACAAGGUGGAGGUGGGCUUCAAGGACAUCGAUGCUGCCAUCCUGGUGGGCUCCAUGCCCAGGAAGGAGGGGAUGGAGAGGAAGGACCUGCUCAAAGCUAACGUGGCCAUCUUUAAGACGCAGGGAGCAGCCCUGGACAAGUACGCCAAGAAGACCGUGAAGGUUUUGGUGGUUGGAAACCCAGCAAACACCAACUGUCUGAUUGCCUCCAAGUCUGCUCCAUCCAUCCCCAAAGAGAACUUCUCCUGCCUGACCCGACUGGACCACAACAGAGCACGCUCCCAGGUGGCCAUGCGCUGCGGCGUGUCCUCUGACAGUGUGAAGAACGUCAUCAUCUGGGGGAACCACUCCUCCACUCAGUACCCUGACGUCCACCACGCCAUGGUGGACCUCCACGGCAGCGAGAAGCCAGCCUAUGACGCUGUGAAGGAUGACACCUGGCUCAGAGGAGACUUCAUCUCUACGGUGCAGCAGCGAGGCGCUGCAGUCAUCAAGGCCAGGAAGCUGUCCAGCGCCAUGUCUGCUGCCAAGGCCAUCUGUGACCACAUGAGGGACAUCUGGUUUGGCACCAAGGAGGGGGAGUUCAUCUCCAUGGGAGUGUUUGCUGCAGGAAACUCCUACGGCAUCCCAGAAGACCUCAUUUACUCCUUCCCUGUUCAGAUCAAGAACAAGACCUGGAAGAUCGUGGGUGGACUCCCUAUUAAUGACUUCUCCCGAGCCAAGAUGGACGCCACGGCGGCCGAGCUGGUUGAGGAGCGAGACACCGCCCUGAACUUCCUGUCUCAGUGACUAUCUCCAGGCCACCAGCAGCUACUAGAUCCUCCAAAGAGCCGCUGCUCUCGGCUGUGAACGCGAUGCCCUCCACUCAGAUCCAUCUGAGCUGGUGUUUGUGUGUCACCUUUGUGUGUGUGUGUGCGUGCUUUCAUCAGUGUGUGUCGCAGGUCACUUCUUCAGGUUUACUGACAACCUCCACCACCUGGCCUCUUGUGUCUGUAAGAUACUGAGACGUAUCGUUGGGUAAAUGAAAACGCACACAAACUGUACCAGAACCUGUUCUCUUCAGUAAAACUACCAAAACUCACA